Molecule: messenger RNA, 2111 nt
Organism: Coregonus clupeaformis (lake whitefish)
Lineage: Eukaryota; Metazoa; Chordata; Actinopteri; Salmoniformes; Salmonidae
Product: fas apoptotic inhibitory molecule 1-like
Exons: 5
Coding region: 232-774 (180 amino acids)
Biological process (GO): canonical NF-kappaB signal transduction; positive regulation of neurogenesis; negative regulation of extrinsic apoptotic signaling pathway via death domain receptors
Source: RefSeq, a predicted model, not a curated record
GGUUUCCAUAGUAACGUAUCCAUUUUGGUUGUUCUGACGCUGGACUGAAGCAAACUGUGAAUGUGCUAGCAACAAACAAGCACUUUACGUGUGGAUAUAGAUAGCUAACUAGCUAAGCUAUUGUUAUAUUUUUACAGGAGCAAGCUUGCUAGCUAGUUAACCGUUCCCGUAACGUAGCUAGCUAAGUACUGAAAGAGUUGGUGGCCAAAGCGGGCCAGUGAGGAGGACAGAAUGUCGGGCGACCUGGUAGGGGUGUGGGAAGUGGCCCUGAGCGAUGGAGUCCAUAGAAUUGAGUUUGAACAUGGCACAACAACGGGGAAAAGGGUAAUCUACAUAGACGGAAAGGAAAUUGUAAGGAGAGACUGGAUGUUCAAGCUGGUGGGAAAGGAGACCUUCAACGUGGGAAGCGCGGCCACCAAAGCGACCAUUAACAUUGAUGCAGUGAGCGGCUUUGCUUAUGAAUACACACUGGAGAUCAAUGGAAAGAGCCUGAAAACGUACAUGGAGAACCGCUCCAAAGUCACCAGCACUUGGCUGCUCAAUCUGGACGGCAUCGACUGCAGGGUCGUCCUGGAGAAAGACACCAUGGAUAUUUGGUGUAAUGGACAAAAAAUGGAGACAGCGGGGGAGUUUGUGGAAGACGGUACUGAGACACACUUCACUCUAAGCGACCACGACUGUUGCAUUAAGGCCAUGAGCAGUGGAAAGAGGCGAGAUGGCAUUAUCCACACUUUGCUCGUGGACGGCACAGAGAUAGCUGAAACCACAGAGUGAUUUUGUGUGUGUGUUUUGAGCACUUUGUCGGAGCGAAGACAGCCUUUGCAAAUCAGGGACACAAUAAUAGACUGAACAUUGGUGCUGUGUGAUAUUUCACUGUCAAGCUGGAGCCCAUGAGGUACCUCUGCACAAUGACCACGAUCUUAGAUGGUUAUCUCAUGGGCUCCAGUUCUGCAGACAUACAGUAUUUUCUAUCAUUUUAUCUGGUAAACUGACAUUAUCACCAGUGGGUGAAAGGCAGGAUGCACAGUUGUGUCAAGAGGAGUAGUCAUGUCAAUAAAAGCCUACUCCUAAAUGGGAAAACAUUUCUUAAUUUUUAAGUUGAUAUUCCAGAAAGUGCACUGUGUAUGAGGAAUUAUCCUUGUACUUGUACAUUUACAAAACAAAUGGCACCCUAUUCCCAUUGACCAGAGGUAGCCAUAUGGGCCCUGGUCAAAUGUAGUGCACUAUAUAAGGAAUAAGGUGCCAUUUGGGAUGCAGACGCUGUCCAUGAUCCAUGCAGCUCGCUUAUAAUGCAUUCAUGUGCCAGUAAUUUGCUUUUGUGUGUAGGCUGCAACAUUCUAAAACAAAUGAAUUGUGAUAACUGGAGUAUUUAUAAAACAGAUGUGUCCCAUGCAUAGUUGGUAAUUUAGCAUCAAUGGUAUGUUUGAUGUUAACGAUGCUUUGAUGUCAGCCCUUACAACUAAUUAAUACGUUUAGUUUGGUAGGGGAUAAGUGUAUGUGAAUAUAGUAUAUGAACUUGUUGGCCCAAAUUCAAACAAUUGCAGAUAAAAGAUAACCACACUGGGGGUUCAUUCAGAAUGUUGAUGUUGUAUUGGAGGUGUUACGUGUUAAAAACGACUCAUCUGGGUUAACCCAGAACUAUAGUCUUGCAUAAUUGGUCAGAUGCUCGAUUAAGUUCUGGGUGUUAAGGGAAUAGACAUCGAGGAUCGGAACCGGAACGAAGAGCUCCACCCUCUCUCUUUGCAAGUCUAUGGGCCAAAUGUCCCCUCCCAUUCCGAUUUGUCCAAAGCACCAGAACUAAUGCUGCUCGUUAUCUCAAGCAUCCUGUUGUAUCUUGACAGAUCUACGCUACCAUUUAUGUUUAUGUAGUCUGGCCACGAGAGAUGAAAAACGGACUCUUGGUGCAAGUUGUUCCUCUCACAGACUUUGUCAUUGGAUAUUGACGUGAAAACACAUCUGUCCUUAAAGUAUAACGUAAACCUGUCCACGCAGCCAUUUUCCUUUAUCUGUGAUUGAGUGAAUUGGGGUCAAUUCAAUGGAACUGGACUUAUUUUGCUAGAUUCUAACCAGUUUCUGACAUGAACGGAAUAAACUGUGCUGUUACCCUCAGA